This is a messenger RNA of Eutrema salsugineum, 2889 nucleotides long. RefSeq names its product pentatricopeptide repeat-containing protein At4g19220, mitochondrial. The record is from RefSeq and is a predicted model, not a curated record. The coding region runs from base 1 to 2820 and encodes 939 amino acids. Gene Ontology annotation, molecular function: protein binding; RNA binding. The transcript has a single exon. Gene Ontology annotation, biological process: RNA modification. Lineage: Eukaryota; Viridiplantae; Streptophyta; Magnoliopsida; Brassicales; Brassicaceae.
AUGGUAAGAAAUUCUACGAUUUCCCCGAAAAAACUGAGAAUUUAUAAUUCCGGUCACUUAAUCUACGUUUUCAGGCACUCGUUUUCUCGCCGGAAUUUUCUGGGCGGUCUUAGUUCUUCUGAUUCUCACAUCAGUAGGAGAAAACAUGAGCAAUCAGCUGUUUUGCUUCCGGUUACUCCUACUGGUCAUAAGGUGUUCGACGAAAUGCCCAAUAGAGAGAAUAGAACGGUUGAGACAAGCUUUAUGUUUUUGCGAGAUGUACUUAGAUCCUCCAUGAUGAGUACAGAGGCAGAGACUCCGAGGAGUAUCCAUUGUUUCGCUCUGAAGAGUGGGUUUCUUCAAGAUUUGCCUUCAUCUUCGAAGCUUCUGACGCUUUACAGUAAAGUCGGAGACUUGGUGUCUUCUUUGGGUCUGUUUGGUGAACUGAAAGUGAAAGAUGUGAUUGUUUGGAACAGUAUGAUCACUUCUCUGAAUCAAAAUGGUCGUUCCAUGGCAGCUGUUGGAUUGUUCGUUGAGAUGAUUAAGAAGGGAACCGAGUUUGAUUCUACAACGCUCUUACUUGCAGCUUCGGCGUUAUCAAGUCUGAACCUUUCGAAUAAAUGUCCACUGGUUCAUUGUUUGGCAAUAGAGGCUGGAUUGGUUUCUGAUCCUAGCUUGUGCAAUGCACUGAUGAAUCUUUAUGCUAAAGACGAGGAUUUGAGCUCAGCAGAGUGUGUAUUCGCAGAUAUGGUACACCGAGACAUUGUCUCUUGGAACACAAUCGUUACUAAAUGUCUUGCAAAUGGUCAUCCCUGGAAAUCGUUGAAUUACUUCAAGUCAAUGACUCGUUCAGGACAAGAAGCUGAUAAUGUGACUUUUUCGUGCGUAAUCUCAGCUUGCGCUUCUCUUAAAGAGCUUCCUUUGGGCGAAUCCUUCCACGGGGUGGUUAUAAAAUCAGGUUAUAUCCCAGAAGCUCAUGUCUCUGUGGCCAACUCGCUCGUUUCGAUGUACUCAAAAUGCGGGGGCACUGAUGCUGCGGAAACCGUGUUUGAACAAAUAUUAUGCAAGGAUGUGAUUUCCUGGAAUGCAAUCCUUAAUGGUUUUGCUACAAAUAGGAUGUUUCAAGAAUCAUUUGGUAUUUUUAAGGAAAUGCAAUUGGUGGAUAGGAUUCAGCCUGAUAUCGCCACGAUGGUUACAGUAACUUCCAUCUGUGGUGAUAUAUGUCUGCCACGAGAGGGUAGAGCAAUUCAUGGCUACAUGGUUCGCAGGGAGCUGCAAUCCAGAGCAUUAGAGGUGAUAAACAGCUUAAUCGAUAUGUACGGUAGGUGUGGCUUAACAAGGCAGGCUGAGUUGCUGUUCAAGAUUACAACUGAUAGAGACUUAGUUUCAUGGAACUCGAUGUUAUCUGCUUUUGUGCAAAAUAGGUUUACUCAAGAAGCUAAGAAUCUGUUCAAGGAAGUUCUUAGUGAAUAUUCUUGUUCAAAGUUUAGCUUGUCUACUGUGUUGGCAAUUCUUCCGUCUUGUGAAUCCUCUGAUUCUCUCAUCUUUGGCAAGUUAGUCCACUGUUGGCAGCUAAAGCUAGGAUUUGGGGAUAAUAUCCUUUCGGCUAAUUCAGUUAUAAACAUGUACAUCAGUUGCAGGGACCUAAUUUCAGCAUUCUUGCUGUUAGAGACGAUAUCCGAAUCAAGGGAUCUCGCAUCUUGGAACUCUGUUAUCUAUGGCUGUGCAUCGAAUGGUCACCACUCAGAAUCACUGAGAGCGUUUCAAGCAAUGAGUCGUGAAGGGAUAGUUAGCCAUGACAUGAUUACUCUUCUAGGUACUAUCUCGGCAUGUGGAAACCUCGGACUGGUCUUACAAGGAAGAUGCUUUCAUGGUCUAGCCAUUAAGACUUUGAGAGAAUCUGAGACCCAAUUGCAGAACACGUUGAUCACCAUGUAUGGUAGAUGUAAAGACAUCGAUAGUGCAGUGAAAGUCUUCGGCUUGAUCUCUGACCCUAACUUAUGUUCGUGGAACUGUGUGAUAUCAACUUUGUCUCAGAAUAAAGCUGGACAAGAAGCGAUUCAGCUCUUUAGAAAACUCGAGUUAGAGCCGAACGAGAUCACAUUCGUUGGCCUUCUCUCUGCUUCAACUCAGCUUGGGUAUGCAGGCUAUGGUAUGCAGACACAUUGCCAUCUCAUUCGCCGUGGAUAUCAGGCUAACCCUUUUCUCUGUGCUGCACUCGUGGACAUGUACAGCAGCUGCGGGAUGCUAGAAACCGGCAUGAAAGUUUUUAGAAAGUCAGGGGAGAAAUCAAUUGCUGCUUGGAACUCUGUUAUUUCUGCAUAUGGAUUUCAUGGAAUGGGAGAGAAGGCAAUGGAAAUAUUCAAGGAAAUGAGGACGAGGAUGGAGCCAAACAAGAGCACUUUCAUAAGCCUUUUGUCAGCCUGCAGUCACUCUGGGUUUAUAGAUGAAGGUCUAAGAUAUUACAACCAAAUGGAGGAUGAAUUCGGAGUGAAACCAGUUUCCGAGCAUCGGGUUUGCGUUGUUGACAUGCUUGGCCGGGCAGGGAAGCUGAGAGAAGCUUAUGAGUUCAUCAAAGGGAUCGGAGAGCGACAGGAAGCAGGUGUAUGGGGAGCUUUGUUGAGUGCUUGUAACUAUCAUGCGGACACAAAGUUGGGGAAAGAAGUUGCAGAAGUGUUGUUUGAAAUGGAACCAGACAAUGCAUCUUACUAUAUCUCAUUGUCAAAUACAUAUGUUGGGUUGGGAGAUUGGGAAGAAGCUGUACGGCUACGCAAGAUGGUAGAGGAUAAAGCUUUGAAGAAGGUCCCUGGUUACAGUGUUAUAAAUCUUAGUGUUUCUUGAAAUUUUCCUAUUAUCAGUUAGAUUGGCUUAGAGGCUGUGUGAGAACUUAGAAGCAAGAUAAAUAAUAAU